UCUUUUUCGUCUUUCUGUUUUUGAAACGACUCGAGCGGUAAGGUAGUGCAAAUCUUUCCAUGGCAAUGCCUGCAUGAUUGCGUUUGGGCCAUCGUCCACUGGCUGCAUUGGAAAGCAAAAGCAAACAGCAGGGAGAGGCUGCGAGAAAGCGGGUUUUGGUUCUGGCCAGAGCGUGGUUGGAACGAUUUCGUUGCCUGUUUUCGUUGGCGGGAACAACGCCGAGCUUCGUGGUGGUUUCCGUUCUUCUGCCUCCGACAACAACAAUGCAACCGCCGCCGGCAGCCGCUGCAGCGGACGACGCCGUCCCCCACGCCGCCGAUCCCACCGAGGCCCAGCAAGCCCUGGCCUUCGACAAGACCACCGAAAAGGGCGCGGAGAAGGGUCUCUUCCGGGCCUGCAUGGCGUCCAUCCGGUCCGCCCACGUUUCGGCCAACCGCCUGCGGGCCGCCCUCGUUCUGUCCGGCCUCUUCACGGACCGGAAGGUCUACCGCGAGGCGAUCGCCCUGUUCUACCUCGCCACGGACGCCCUGGAGAAAAAGAUCGCCGCCCUGCACGAAACAGAGGGGGACGAGAUCUGCGGAAAGCUUCUGUCGCUCGGCUACCGGUUCGGCCCGCUGUACGAGCGGGACCUCUUGCACCUGUACGGAAGGGGCUGGAGGGCCGCCGUGGAGGCCGUCGCCGCGGGCGCCACGGACGGCGCGGGGGCCUACCUCCGGGCCAUCGAGGACAUGGCGAGCGGCGCCGAGCUGGCCGGGGCCGCCUUUUGCCUGUGGGGGGCCCUCGUCAUCGGGGGGGGUGCGGCGGCCGGGCCCCGGGUGGAGUCCCUGUGCGGGAAAGGGGCCUGCCACUUGUUCGGCCCGGUCACCGGGCCCGGCCGCGGGGAGCGCAAGAAGAGGUUCGUCGCGCUGUGGGACGGCCUGGCGGUUCCUUGCGAGAGUGGCAGCGGCGGCAACGACGGGGCCGGGAAGGACAACGACAACGACAACGACGAGAGCUUCGACCGGAUCGUCGCCGCCUCGAAGGAUUGCAUGCAGGGAAACAACGAGCUGAUCGUGUCCGUUCGGCGGAAUCCCUGGUGGCUGAAGUACGUGGCUUCCGUGGGAGUGGCGGUGGUCGCCUUUGGUCUUUCCUGCCUGCAUCGAGGGGGGGGGCCUGGCGGGAAGCCGUGAACGGCUGCUGGUGCGUGGCGGUGUAGAGGAAGCAAGUCACAAAGGCCUGCACAAGUCACGAUUGACAUUGGAUGCCGUGGACUCAUUGAAAAAAAUACACCCACACAACGGCAACCGAUCGACCUGAGGCCGUCCGGAACUGUUUUGUACUCUGAUUUUUAGCAUUAGUACUGCGAGUGCUCAUAAUAAUAGUACUAGAAGUCA
Molecule: messenger RNA, 1373 nt
Organism: Pseudo-nitzschia multistriata
Lineage: Eukaryota; Bacillariophyta; Bacillariophyceae; Bacillariales; Bacillariaceae
Source: the annotation of a GenBank genome assembly